Talaromyces proteolyticus is the source of this 2694-nucleotide messenger RNA. RefSeq lists its product as uncharacterized. The coding region runs from base 1 to 2694 and encodes 897 amino acids. The transcript has a single exon. The record is from RefSeq and is a predicted model, not a curated record. Lineage: Eukaryota; Fungi; Ascomycota; Eurotiomycetes; Eurotiales; Trichocomaceae.
AUGCCCGACCUCGAGCUCGUAAGUGCCCCUAUCGGUGCCCCAUCGCUGGAUCGACCGCUUUUCAAGGCCCAUAAAUCUCUUCCCCGACGCCGCGAUAUCGAAUCCAAAUCGUAUACAAUCGAUAUGACCUUUCCGACCGACACUGACCAUGAAAAAUCCAACGGUGCUGCUGCUGUUUCAAUCACACCCUCACUGCCACUGACGCCUCCCAACCAAAUUCCAGAAGAUCCAAACGGAGGGGACUCGUCGCACGACCAGCUUUCAUCUCCGUUCAGUAACGGCACUGCGACUCCAGUCACGGGAUUCAGUCCACCUACGCCCGAUAUCACGCCACCUCGCGUGAGAGAUGCUACCCCAAAGGCUCGACCUCCCUUGUUCCUAGCAUCGUCAAUGUCCUCGCAAGCCGAGUCCUUCCAAACAGCACGAGAGAACUUUUCGGACGAAAACCUCACAGAGAGCGGUAGUCCAUCAACACAUUCGCUUGUUCAGCGUCAUCGUCGAAAGCCGACUUUGAAGCAAUCGCCUCUCGCAAUUGAUGUAGAACGCCCUGUCACCCCUCCUAACAGGGAGCUAGAACCGGAAGCGUUUGAAACACCAAAGGCGAAAGAGAAUGGCUGCGUUAAGAGGAAGAGUAACCAGAAGGAAACGACGGUGACAACGUCGCCAUCGUCAUUACCGCGCAAGCGCCAACCCAACGGAACGCGUCGACAAGGCAACCGUGUCCGUUCUACCGCUGAAAAAUCUCCGAGCAAAAGCCAGGAACCACUACCAUCUGGCUUAGAUCAAUCUUCGGAGGCUUUAGCGCUAGCGAAAUUUGGAGCGGAGAUAGGAUGGGACUUAACGGAUCAUGAGCAAAAAUUGAUGGACCGAGUCGAUUCCUGGAGAAAUUCAGCGGGCUCGUUCACAUCAACCAUUGAAGCACGGGUGAUCGAACCAACGCCUCAGAAGAGAAGGACGCUGAGACAUACCGAGAAAAGGAUUUCUCUGCGGUCGGUGAGCUCACCAGAUCCACCAUCUACCAACACGUCUCUUGAUUUCAAUGUUGGCGACUCACCGCAUCGAUUGGUACAUAAAUCCGCCCGCAUUUCAAAUCGCAACCGACACAGCGUGGCAUCGGAUAUGUCAGUCUCAAAUAGCGCUACUUCGGGCAACCCUCCCAAAGCUGAGGUGAUUCCGGUUGUUGUUAUUCCCCAAAGACGUUCUUCUUUGAAGUCUUCUGCUCCUCCCAGCCGCAAUCAGUCGGUCACUCGAUCCCAGGACUUGAGUCAUCGUAACAACAGCAUUUCUCGCAGCAAAGCCAGUGACUCGCUACCAAGACGGAGGAAACGAACAAUGUCGGAUUCCCUUCCUUCGACAGGCGAGCAUAGCAGGGCAGACAGCCGGGGUCGAGAUCUGACGCGUCCACCAAUACCUCCGCGCAGCUCAUCUCUGUCGGCACCCACCAGCAGAAGUAAUUCUCGUACGACCUCCUUGACUUCUGAAAGCCUGCGUCGUCACACCGAAGCGAUGAGCCUGACAUUGCACCCCCCCAUGAAGGAAGUCACUGCAGCUGCGUUACCCUCACCAAGAAUCAUCCUGCCUGAUGAGCCCAAACCAUCCGAGCAACCUGGAUCCCCAUUCCUGCAAUUCCACAUUGAUGAUGGAGAACGACUUCGCGCGCCUUCUUUACAUUUUACGCAGUCCUCGGUCGUUUCCUCUUCACCUGGUCCUAUUGAAAUUAGAGAAGCUACUACGGUUUCCUUUUUCCCGCAUAAUAACGAGUCGCUCUUGCUUAUCAAUCCUUACGUGCAGACAGAGUCUCGUGCUGUUAGAGCUUUACGUGACUGGGAUUUAGAACCGUCUGGCAAGGUAAGCACUCCAAAGCAGUCUACAGCAGCUGUGAAUUUCGAUUCACCUCUUCGAAACCCGCGCACGCCACCUAAGCCACCCGUACAAGCACUUGUCUCAGCACCUCCAGUAGACGAUAUCAAUCCGCAAAUAGCCGAUGCUGAAGUGAAUCAACAAAGAAGCAACCGUUUCGGUCGUGGGCUAGGCUCGGUAAGACGUGCAUUGAGCGCACGACGUUAUUCAGAUACACCAGGCCCGCCCUUGUUCAGAUCCCUUUCGACAAGAUCUGCAAAGAACAGAAGAGCAGAGAAAGCGUCGGAUAGCCAACUCCAUCCAUUCUGGCGACCUCGUGGGUUCUGGGAUGAUUUCGACGACAAGGAUGAUGGACUCGUAAACCCCGCUCCACAACCCUUCAACGCACCCGAGGAAGAUACUUUUAUAAGUAACAGCCUGGGCCUGCCUCAGAAGCGGGUUAUAUUUGCCGGCCCACUGGCGCUCGCUCGUCGCCUUUCUAAAUCGCGACGCUCGCGCCACCGCCUCGCCCUUCGGCAUCAACAAAGUCAGAGCAACCUCAACCUCGCAAUGGGGAUUGUUCGAACUGGUUCUCCCUACCAACACCGCACCGUACGACCCCGGUCACGACUGAGAGUUUUGAUGCCAUUGACAGCACUCCGCGACUUCCAGCAGCGGGUGAGACAGGCCAGACAAAUGCGCGCAAGGGCAAGACUCGAAGCACGACGCGAGAGACUCAAGCAGAGCAUCGGAGUAAAGACACUGGCCAACCCGUACUCUGUUGGACCGUUCAACAACGGCAACCCCUACCAACAAACCAGCAUCGCCUCAAACGGCCCGAUACACCGACUAUGA